Molecule: messenger RNA, 3288 nt
Organism: Doryrhamphus excisus (bluestripe pipefish)
Lineage: Eukaryota; Metazoa; Chordata; Actinopteri; Syngnathiformes; Syngnathidae
Gene: avl9
Product: AVL9 homolog (S. cerevisiase)
Cellular component (GO): cytoplasm
Source: RefSeq, a predicted model, not a curated record
UGGUCUACUUCCUCGCUCUAAGCGGAAGUGAAACGCAGUUGUUUCUGUUGGUCUGUCAACUGAGAGCGAUACGGAGGACCAAACAGCGGCUUGUCGUUUUCUUUAUAUCCGGGCACCAAAUUCCAAAACACCCCGGGAUCGCAAUAACCUCCGGGGGAGGCGGUGGAGCGGGGACAUGGACGAGCAACGAGGACCGGUGCUCCACAUCGUGGUGGUCGGGUUUCACCACAAGAAGGGAUGCCAGGUGGAGUUUUCCUACCCUCCGCUGAUGCCGCAGGAAGCUCACGACAGCAACAUAUUGCCCGAGGAGUGGAAGUACCUCCCUUUCCUGGCUCUUCCCGACGGCGCUCACAACUACCAGGAAGACACCGUCUACUUCCACCUGCCCCCCCUCAGCGGAGACACCAAGUGCGUGUACGGCGUCUCCUGCUACCGGCAGAUCGAGGCAAAGGCUUUGAAGGUCCGACAGGCGGACGUGACGCGGGAGACGGUGCAGAAGAGCGUGUGCGUUCUGAGUCGUGUGCCUCUGUUCGGUCUCCUCCAAGCCAAGCUGCAGCUCAUCACGCACGCUUACUUUGAGGAGAAAGACUUCUCGCAGAUCUCCAUCCUGAAGGAGCUGUACGAGCACAUGAACGGCUCCCUGAGGGGUUCGGCUCUGGAUGGCUCGCAGGUGUUCCUUGGCUUGUCCCCGCGAGAUUUGAUCCUGCACUUUAGACACAAGGUCCUCAUCCUCUUCAAGCUCAUCCUGCUGGAGAAGAAGGUUCUCUUCUACGUGUCCCCCGUCAGCAGACUAGUUGGAACACUGAUGACCGUUUUGUCCCUGUUCCCUGGUGUGCUGGAGCACGGCCUGGUGGACUCGUCUCACUACAGACCCAAGAGCAGCACAUCCGAGGACCUGCUGACCGAGGAGUUUGUGUCCGUGUCCGCCAGCGACGUCGCACCUGCGUCCAUGCCAGCGAGGAACGGCGCCAGCGGGGAUGACAACCACUUGAAACCGCCCUCCCGCACGUCCCCAGAGUCCUCCGAGAGCGAUUGGGAGACUCUGGACCCAAGCGUGUUGGAGGAGGGGCCCAAGGAGCGGGUGGAUGAGGGGAAGGAGGCGGCGGCGGUGUCAGGGAUGCCGGACGCAUUUGAGUCCAAGCCGACUACGCCUAUCACGGUGCAGCCCAUCAGCGGCCAGGGAGGGGUCACGCAGGGGCUGAUGUCGGGUCUGGAGGAGGACCAGUACGGGCUGCCGCUCGCCAUCUUCACCAAAGGUUAUUUGUGUUUGCCCUACAUGGCGCUGCAGCAGCAUCACCUCCUGUCGGACGUGACGGUGCGAGGCUUUGUUGCCGGCGCCACCAACAUCCUCUUCCGCCAGCAGAGGCACCUCAGCGACGCCAUCAUUGAAGUGGAGGAAGCCGCAGUACACAUCCAGGACCCCGAGCUCCGCAAGAUCCUCAGCUUGACCACGGCUGACCUGCGCUUCGCCGACUACCUUGUCAAACAUGUGACGGAGAACCGUGACGAUGUCUUCCUGGACGGGACGGGCUGGGAGGGCGGGGAUGAGUGGAUUCGGGCGCAGUUCACGCUCUACAUCCACGCCCUGCUGGCGUCCUCCUUGCAGCAAGAUAACGAGAGGCUACUGGCGGAUUACGGCGCACCCUUCGUGACAGCCUGGAAGAUCACACACAACUACCGCCUCUGGCACAGCAACGUGCACCCGGCCAUGGCCGCCAUCACCCCGGGACAUCCUUUCCAGGGACAGUACAGCGUGGCUGACGUGAAACUGCGCCUGUCUCACUCGGUGAACAACAGCGAGCGAGGGAAGAAGCUCGGGAACGCCAUGAUGACCACCAGCAGGAGCGUCGUGCAGACCAGCAGGGCCGUGGGUCAGUCCGUGGGCGGAGCCUUAACCAGCGCCAAAUCGGCCAUGUCCUCCUGGUUCUCCACUCUGGCCCAGCCCGCAGCAGUGUCCCAGGCGGGCGAUCCCGAACCCGCCACAGAGGUCAAACCCUGACCCUGACCGUGGCUGUGAGAGUGGGCUAAGCUACCCUAAAUCCGGCGUCAUGAAGGGAAGGGUGGUGGUAGAGGUUGGUCCCCCCCCCCACACACACACACAUCAGCUAGUCCACCUCCUGACAGGAAAGGUGGCAGCGACGAGUACUUCCUGUGAGACUUUAAAAGAUGCUUUGCAACCCGACCCCCAUUUUGGUCCAACAAGCUUGCUGGAGUCAUAACAUUGUGGUUACCUUGGUAACAGCACAAACAACUAAAUUUAACAGCAGCUUAUAGUCAUAUUAUAGUAUUCCAUGUUAGCUUGGCAUGCUAAUAAUUGACUUAAGGACAGAAAAACUGCAUAUUUUUAUAUAUAUAAUAUAAAUUAUAAUAAAUAUUAAUAUUUUUAAAAGACCCAUUUGCACAAACAACUAAAUUUAACAGCAGGUUAUAGUCAUAUUAUAGUAUUCCAUGUUAGCUUGGCAUGCUAACAAUUGACUUAAGGACAGAAAAACUGCAUAUUUUUAUAUAUAUAAUAUAAAUUAUAAUAAAUAUUAAUAUUUUUAAAAGACCCAUUUGCACAAACAACUAAAUUUAACAGCAGGUUAUAGUCAUAUUAUAGUAUUCCAUGUUAGCUUGGCAUGCUAACAAUUGACUUAAGGACAGAAAAACUGCAUAUUUUUAUAUAUAUAAUAUAAAUUAUAAUAAAUAUUAAUAUUUUUAAAAGACCCAUUUAUUUUAUUCAAACAUUCUAUCAGGUAUAUUCCACUUCACUGCUACUACUAAAAUAGCCACAGUGUUAUGACAUCCAUAUUUGUGCAAUCAAACCUACAAACUGACAAAGCCAGGUUGCAUGUUUGGCCUUUUUGUACAGAGCAAAAAUAUUUCAUUGUAUUCAUUUGUUGUGUAAAACGUCAUAAAUCAUAUAUAUAUAUAUAUACAUAUAUUUGUGUUUUGUCUGGACACUGGAACAGUCCUGAUGUUUGCAGCCUUUUACUUCCCCACAGUGGAAAUUUUAACUGUAAUGUUUUAGCUUGUAAAGUGUUUUUUUUUUGUUUAAAUUCCUAUUCACACUAUGCUGGAUGAGAAGCAUGUCACAUGUGCAUCACUUCCCCCCCAACUUCCUGCUGUCUCAUUUCUUAUUUGAAUGUUUUUCUUUUUCUAUUCCUCUGAUAUAUUUUAAUUUUGUAUUUAAGAAAUGAUCAGACUAUUUUUCCUGACAGAUGCUUGUAAUGUUAUUGAGGAGACUGCAAGAUGCUAUAUUGAUGUAUUGAAAAUAAAAACUAUACCAAAGCUUUUAUUCCUUUCGGG